UACAUUAUUAGAAUGGAGUGUAUGGGCAAAUGAAAUGGACUGGCAGAGAAGGAACACCAUUUUAUCUGUUUUUCCUUUUUUGGCUGUUUCAAAAUUUUAAACCCCCCCUUCCCCCUUCAGAACGGUUUAGAAGUCAAAACCCUAAUCUUCACGUUGUGGAACCCCGGAGGUGCUGAAUCCAAAUCCCAUCGUCAUGCCACCGCCUUCUUCUUCCACAGCCGCCGGGCCUCCGCCUAAGCACCCUAUGGCAGCCGACCCUUCCGCCCAAUCUCUGUCCCAAUUGUCCAAAAGAACCCGAGAACUUCCCAAUCUCUCCCAUUGCCAGGCCUGCAAUUUCCGCAUCACCAACAACGGCAAAGAUCGACUGCACAUCCUUGAUAGCUUCUGGCGCAUCGUUAUUCUCUGCUUCAAGUGCUUUGAUCAGAUGAAUUCCGCCGAUCUCUGCUCCUAUUGUCUCUCUCAAUUGGGCGAGUGCCCUGGUUUUGGUUGCAGUGAUUGUAAGCGUCGUGUCCAUAAAGAUUGUGUUGCCAAGUAUAAGGGUUCCGCGCCUUGGUCCUAUUGCCCGUGUUUGGAGUCUGUUUGUUUGGAUUGUUGGCUUCCAAGUUCGAUGCCCAAUCCUGGUUCGAGGAGUACUAAUGGUGGGAAUGGGAAUUUUCAGGAGAAAAUUGGGAGUGGUAGGGUUUUGGGUGUGAGUCGUAAUAGGAUUUUGGAUAAGGUUUCGAGGACGGAGAGUUUGGAGGAUGUAGUGAAGGAUGUAAAUUGCGAGGUGGAGAAAAAGUUCGUGGUAGCAGCUAGGGCCAAGGAGAAGGCUUUGAGGAAGGUGGUGUUAGCUAAGAGUGCCGUAGAGUUGGCUACUGGUGCUUUGGAUUCGGUUGUUAGGAAGGAUGAAAACACUAGGAAGGCAGGUUCUGAGGGCCCUUUCAUGGAUGAUGCGGAAUUGGCUUUUCGGUUGCAUCGAGCUAUGAAUAGUUCACCCAGGAUUUCAAAAAACUUCUGCUCAGUGAAUUCUGUUUCUUCAGCUGUCCCAAAGGCUGUGAACUGUGACAUUGAUUUCUUGGGUUCCUUGGGUAGAGAGGGUAGUGUGUGUGGGAAUAUUGAUCCUAAUGGAACUGUUUCUGAAACUUCAGUUCAUUGUAGAACUUCUGUUAAGUUGAAUGUGUUAAUUGAAGAGAGCAAAGAAUGCCAUGGAAAUAACAUUACAAGAAUGGGGGCGAUUGAGAUAGGACUGAAUGGGGGUGUUGAUGCCAAGCCUGAUCCUGAAGAUUAUAAGUUGGAGUUACCAUUGAAGGAGGGAGAGGGAAGUUGUUCUAAUAGGUUGGUUAACUCAGGUGCAGACAACAGUAGUAUGGACUGGGAGUCUCAAUCUUGUCAGAAACAAGAUCUGUUGAGACUUGGUUUGCAUGCAAGUGACUAUGGAACUCAAUGUGGAUCCAACUGUGGCAGGGAUACUAUGCUGCAGGAUAAAGGAUGUAGUAAAAAGCCUGAUCGCUAUUUAAGAAAGUAUAGCAAGAGACAUGCAAGCUUGAAAGCAGUUCUGAAUUCUGUAACCAAAGUUCAUUGUGAAGGUUACCUUGAGAGCCAGGCUUCUGCUCCUGGACUGCCUUUGAAUUGUUCAAAGGCAUCAGAAACAUUCUCUGAUGCUUCUUUUCAGUCUUGUGCUGUACCUGUGCAAGCAUCUGCAUCUGCAAGGGGUUCAUCCUGAGGCCAGUUCAAGAACAGGCCUCCAAGGACUAGCCUUUGUUUAAACAAUCUGAUGGACCUAUCUUUGAAGUCUCUUCUUGGCUCCAUUGCUACAAUUAAUAUGACAACACUUGCAAGUGCUUGCCAAGUUUGAAUCUCUCAGUUUGACAGAGUGAGAUUGGAUUCCCAAUCAUUUGUAAGGUCCUUCUUUGAACUAAUUCCAAAUUAUUAGCUUGUUUUGUUGUUCUGGAUUGUUAGAAACAAUAAAAAUCACUUUUUGACUCUUAAGUGAAUGCUUCAUAUUGAGCAUGAGGCAGAGGAGAGAUAAAAUAAGGUUGUGGCUUCAUUGUUUGUCAUAUCAUGUUGUUCUUAGUAAGUAGGACCACCUUUUUAGAGAGCAUGGGGGAGAAUAGUUUCAAGCAGUAUAGACUUAGGAGAAACUUAUCUGGACAAAAAAAUAAAAUAAAAUAAAGCAAUGUACUUAGUAGAAAGACAUGAAAGGGAAGUGCCAAGCAAAGUUUUUAAAUGCAAAAGCGUGAGGCAAGGUGAUGAUGAGAGGGUCCUGCCAGAGUGAAAGCGAAGAUCAUGAGGUCAGGUUUCAUGAAGGUAAGGUUAGGGUUUUUCUUCAAAUUUCUUCUCUAUUCUUAGUUUUUACUCUCUCUAUGGGAUUUUUGGGUUAAAUGCUCUUCAUUUUUUUUUCCAAUGUGGCCACCUCAUCCACAAAGACCAAUGGAAGCGUACGCCGCAAUCCAAAGGCGUAAAAGGCUAGCCAAAAUGUGCCUUUGCCAUGACUUGCUGCAAAAGGCGUAUGCCUUUCUGGACUUCUGCUUUUUCUUCCAAGCCUCAAGGUGUUUUUGCCACAGCUCGCCUUGAGGUGUGCUACAAGGCGCCCCUGAAAAAUGGCUUUAAAACCUUGGUGCCAAGAAGAUAGAAAUGGAUCCUAUUUGUGUCCUUAACAAGUGUAACUAACUUUAUGGGAAUAUGGAAUAAAGGACUUAUUCACAAUGUGAACGCCAAGGAGAGGGCCACUAGAAUGAGAUAUUAGCUUAAUAUAUGCUAAGAAGAUAUAAAAAAACAUGAGUUACUUGUUCUGAUUAAAAAAAGGAAAACAUACCUUAUGUGUGAAAAUAAAGAAGUUGGAUGAAUCAUUCUUGAUAUUAUUGUAGAUCAUUAAAGAAAAGAAAAAUACACUUAUCAAAAAAAAUUAAAGAAAAGAAAAAUACAGAUGAGUUUAGAGAUGUGAGUUGGUUUUAAUUUUUGGUAGUUCUUAACCAACCUAUUGAAAAUAUGAGAUUGGUAAUUUCAGAAAGGUAACUAAAAAAUAGAAAAUAAAGUAAAUCAAUAGUAUGAAUUGUACUAAUUUUUUUUUCUUUAAUUAGUCUAAUAACCUUAGUGGGAUUAUCAUUUUUGUGGAGGAGGAAGGUGUGGAAGACAACUUCCUUAUGUUUCAUUUGUAAGUGUGUAAUGGUGUAGGACCUUUGAAAGAGUGGAGGUUUCUAAGCCCUCUAAAGGAAGUUGAAUUUUGGUUGAUACACGUAGGUAACCCAGGAUAGUUAGGGAUUAGAGGGAUGCUCAUGAAUCGUUAUGGAACACUAGUUAGAGCAUUCUCUAAAAUGUUAGUGUGUCUAGCAACUGAGGAGUAAAUGUCAACAUUGCUGGAGUGCUGAAAGCUAGCUAAAGCUGAGGGCUCAUCCAAUCUUCUAAGAGAGGGAGAUUUUAUUGGAUGCCUCUCUUAGGUAAAUGAGGCAAGAGGCUCGGGGAAGCUCGACAAGUGGCUUUGUCAGAAUUUUGACAUUACUUUAGACUUGAGAUGUUCCUUUUGUUGGAUUUUUGCAGCUAAUCACAUGGUUGAAUGUGGAUACGUUAGCAAAAUGGGUAGCCAAAUAAUUGAUCUCUUUUUAGGGGGUUUCUUUUCCUAGAGUAUUGAGUUCUGAAUUGUUUUCAUUUUUUAAUUUUACAAUUCCUUUCAUCUUUAGAGUAGAUAGUUACUCUUCCUUUUUGUCGGAGUUAUGUAGUGGUUGUCUUUUAGGGAAGGAUUUGUUAUCUUUCUUUGUAUUUAGUUAUUUCAUGGCAACAAACUGAUGAAAAAAAAAAAGAGAGAAAAAGCUAAAGGAAGUUAUUGGUGUGUUAUUCUAGGAUUUUUGUUUCCUUUUUUCUUGUUUUUUUCCCUUUGUUUUCUCCGUGUGUUCCUAGUGUAGUUAAAUAUCCUAGUUAGUUGCUUGGGUUUUAUAAGAUAUUGGUUGCCUUAGGUAAAUAGUAUGGAUUCUAUGAUUCAACUUUAAUACACCUAUCAAUGUUUGUGGGAAUAGGGGAAAAGAGAGUGCUUUUACAAAGACACUAAGGGAAGGGCACCAAAGUAAGGUAUUUGCUUAAUAUAUAGCAUGGUGAGGGUAUUACUAUGUCAAAUAUGGGUAGCAAUGUUGGUUUGGUGAUAAGGAAAGAUAAAGGGGGAUACCACUUUGGAGAAAAAAAAAAAAGAAUGAUUUAGCUAUUGAUCGUAUUGAACAAAUUGGUAGUUGUUUGAACAUUACAUUUAGCAUUGAACUCAAUUUCCAAGGUAGGGUUUAAUGAGAGAUUUUUUGAGGACCACUAAUGAUCUUAUUGGAUUUCUUUCUUCAUUGUGUAUUUUGAGUUUGAAAAUUUCUGUAUCUAUUUAAAGGCUUCUGUAAGUUCUAUUUGUUUGACAUACUUUUGUUGGGUGAAUGAAAUAAAUAUAUUUAAAUUUCAAAAUGAUUUAUACUUAGAUCCUUCUUGGAUAUGAACACACACAUAUACAUACCCUUUGCGCGCACACACAUACACAUGAAGCAUACAAGUCAAGUGGUGCCAAAACGACAAAUAAGAAGAGAAAGAAACGAAAAGGCUUCUAACUAGAGUUCAACCGACCGACAAUAUUUAACAUAGAUAUUGAGGGCUCAUCCAUGAAGCUUCUAGCCCAAAGCAAAAUAAUACACUAGAAUGAUAUUUGAAGAGUUUGAUAUGACUACUCUAUAUUUUCAAAAGAUAUGAUUCUUUCUUUUCUUUCUUUUUUUUUUUUUUCCCAAAUGGUCCAAAAUAAGCUUAAUGUAGCAAUUCUUUCCACCUUCCUAUGCUUCUUUACCACAAAGCUCUCAUGCCAAUUGACUAGAGUCUUUCUUGCUGAAGAAGCCAGCACCUACUCCAUUCUAAAUGUAAAGAAUGACAAAUGUCAGGAAAUCCAUUUCUUUUACCUAUUGAAAAAAAAAAAAAAAGUCAGGAAAUUCAUGUUUAACACAAUUAAAAAGGAUGUGAUCUACUGAUUCUUCUUCAGCCUUUGGAAAGAUAACAUUGAUUCACUAAUGUUCAUCCUCUCCCUUUUAACAGAUCCAAUGCCAAAAUCCUCAGGCAAACCACUUGCCAUGGAAAGAACACCACUUUCCUAGGCAUCCAUGAGUCUCAAAAUACUUUCAUAGGAAAUAGUCCUCCUUUCUCCGAUUCCAGGUAAGUAUAGAAAGAUUUGAUUGAAAAUUUCUCAUCCUUUGAAUACUUCCAAACAACCUAUCCUCUUCAUUCCUCAUUACUAAUCUCUCUUGAGUCCUCAUAAAAAGCACUUCAACCCUUUCAGCUCCCAAUCAUAAAUUUGUUUUAAGAAACAAGGUCUCCAAUGCCUUCCUCAUUUGAUUCUUACCCCACAAACUUGACCUAAGAUCCUUUGAAUUGGCUAUGACAAAUAAAGAGGGGAAAGUGAUGCUCAAGGAAAAUUCACCACACCAAAUAUCCUUUUCAAAACUUCACUCUUUACCAUCUCUUACCAUAAAACUAAUUUUUUUUUAAGUCUUCCAAACCUCACCUUAUUGCCUUCUACAACCUUACCCCCUAGACUCCCUCACUUUGCUAGAACACUAGCCACUCGCUUCUUCCCUAAAUCUCUCAACUAUGACCCACUUCCUUAGUGGCUCCCUUUAUGUAGCAAACUUCCAACUCAAUUUGCCACGCAAAACCUUAUUACGGAUAGAUAAGUUCUAAUGCCGAGCGCUUUUUUUUUAAUCCAUACAAGCAAUUGGCCAUCUCACCCAAUAAGAGUUUUUCUUAAGGGCUCCACAACCCACCUCCUGAAAUAAAAGAAAGGACAUCUCUAUGAAUCUUCUUUAGCAUCAAGCUCACCUUUCUUGGAAUGACAAACAAGGGCAUAAAAUUUAUUGUCAAGCUAGAUUAGGUGCUUUUAAUCAAUGUAAGUUGUCCACCCCUUAAUAGGGUGUUGUCGCUUUCACAAAGUAAGCUUUUUGUGGAAUCUCUCUUCCACCACUUUCUAGACCACCACCACUUAAAAGGAGGCUCCCAAAGGAAGGUUAGGUAGGUGGUGGGGAGCUCACCCACCUCAUAAUCUUAUUAAGCAACUAACUCUUGCAUAUUAGGCAUACUCUAUUGGUAUUAAUUUGCUUUUCUCCACAUUAAUUUUCAAUGUAGAAACUACCACAAACCAUGUAAGACUCCUAUUUAAAAAGGUUAAUUGCUCUUGGCAAGUGUCAUAGAAAAUAAGAGUGUCAUUUGCAAUUGAAACCCUCAAACCCACCUUCCCUACUCCUUUUAAAAAAAUAGUUGAGAGCCUCCAUCUCCUUUCAAGUAGGGUGAGAGGUGUAGAAUGGUAAAAUUUAACUUUUUACAAUUUAUUACCAACUCAAACUGAGUUAAUUGUGGGCUAACUACAAAAAACAAGUGUUCAUAAUUAAUUUUAAUUGUGACCAAUUAAAAUUCAUCACAUGACAUAAAUUUUCUACUAGUAAUGUUAUGUAUUACAUGGGCCCUCAUUUUCUAUAAUUGGCGCUAUGCAUCAUAUGACAUAAAUUUUCUAUUAUUGUUGAGGGGUUAAAGACUAUCUAGAAAAGUCUUGCAAAUUUGCUUAAAUAUUAUUUUAAACUAAAGAAUAAGAUUUUAAAAGGAUUAAGAAAUAUCCAAGAAUGAACCUCCUGAUCUUUAUAAACAGGGAAGGUCGUUGCUAAGCUCAAGCUACAAUUCAUAACAAAAGUUUUAGAGAAGGGCUUUGCGGGGACAUUCAAAGCUACUUUAAAUAUUCAAAAAGACUUCAAAUCAUCUUCAAAUCUUCAAGGAUUUUUUAAUUUUUUUGAGCAUCUUCAAAUUGUCAAAAAUUUUAAAGCUUCGAGUUUCAAGCUCCAAGAUUGAAUCCAUAAAAGACUUCUUAAAUUUGAGAUCAACUUGCUCAAGCCCUUAACCAACAUUGCUCAAGUCAUGCUAAGGCCCUAGAGUCAAUCCAAGGCUCAAGUUAGGUCAAGACCCACAUCAAGUCAAGGCCCAAGUCAAGGCUCAAACUGCAUCAAGUCAAGAUCCAAGGUAGGCUUAAGGUUACGACAUCGAAUUAAACAAAUCCUUCAUUCAAGAUUAAACUCCUUCAAGCCCUUGAUUGACAAUGAGGAAAGAAUAUCAACCUUAAACUAUACUCAAAUGUUUUGGUAGGAUUUGUUUUGUUAGAAAUUCUUAAGAAAGUUCAUGUGACAAGCAUUUAGACAUUGAUAUGAAUUUUUAUAUGAUUUUUUUGAAUAUGUUCAAUGUGCUUGUGAUAUGGGUUUUUCUAUUUGUUUUGAAGAAAAAUCUUAAUAUAGAUGGGCCGAUUAGACAUUUAGACAUGGUUUAGAGUUGAUAUUGCUUCAAGAAAAUGUCUAGGGCUAAAUUGAGAUAUAAGUGAAAGUGUAAAGGUAAUUUUUAUAAUUUAACAAAAAAAGGGAUGAAAGAGGUAAAACACAGCCAAAAAAGAGAGAGAGAGAGAGAGAGAUUCAAAAACCCUUAAAGAGUAAUUCAAGCGAAAAUUAGGACAUGAAAAGGUGAUCUUGACACAAGUUAAAGAAGAUGGAAAAAUCCUUUGAACUAUGUUACGAUUUGAUCCUUUUUUAGGUAAAUAGGCUUUUUGGAAAAUAUCCCAAGUUUCUCUCAAAUAGAAUGAGGUUUUUUAUACCACUCAAGUUGUGUAUUUUAUCUCUCCUAAAGAACAAACAUGAAGUUCAAAAGUUUGUUCACUUCUUACAAUCUAAUCGUGUUCAUGAACAACUUUUCGAGGGGGCAUUUGUAGAAGGACAAAAUUUAAUUUUUUAUAAUUUACUAUAUAUUAAAAUUAAGUUAAUUAUGAAUCAACCCUAAAAAAUUAAAUGUUCAUAUCUAAUUUGAAUUAUAAUAAAUCAAACUUCAUUGCAUGACGUAAAUUUUCUACAAAUAAAAAGAAUGUCAUGUGUCACAGGCUCCACACAGGAAGAAGACAAACUGUUUUUUACCUAAAUAAAUAAAAUAUAUAAUCAGGCAAUUAAAGUGUUUCUGUUAGAA
This is a messenger RNA of Vitis vinifera (wine grape), 7968 nucleotides long. RefSeq lists its product as uncharacterized. Lineage: Eukaryota; Viridiplantae; Streptophyta; Magnoliopsida; Vitales; Vitaceae. The transcript has 2 exons. The record is from RefSeq and is a predicted model, not a curated record. The coding region runs from base 194 to 1702 and encodes 502 amino acids.